Molecule: messenger RNA, 1493 nt
Organism: Manduca sexta (tobacco hornworm)
Lineage: Eukaryota; Metazoa; Arthropoda; Insecta; Lepidoptera; Sphingidae
Gene: Jheh-lp2
Product: juvenile hormone epoxide hydrolase
Exons: 8
Coding region: 37-1455 (472 amino acids)
Biological process (GO): epoxide metabolic process
Molecular function (GO): epoxide hydrolase activity
Source: RefSeq, a predicted model, not a curated record
CUUUACCGUUUUGAGUGGAACAGUCGUGUGUGCAAAAUGAAAAGAAAUACUAAAGUGAAUAAAAGUCGGUGUAUGGUACUAAAGGUUGGUGGAACAGUGAUCACAGUAGUAACUGCAUUAUUGGCAUACUUAGUUGUAACAAAGGAGUAUCCACCAGUGCAAACUGACCUGGACGCUUGGUGGGGUCCCUCAAAUCUGAGAGGUCACAAUGAUACCAGCAUACGGCCUUUCAAAUUGGAGUUUAGUGAUGAGAUGAUCCAAGACUUAAGGUACCGCCUCCUGCAUUACCGUAAAGUUUCCCCAUCGCUAGAUGGCGUUGCUUUCGAAUAUGGUUUUAAUAGCAACGAAUUGCAAUCCUGGGUAAAAUAUUGGGCUGAUGAAUACCCUUACGAAGAACGGGAGAAAUUCCUCAACCGGUACCCUCAAUAUAAAACGAAUAUACAAGGAUUGGACGUGCAUUUCAUAAGAGUUACACCGCAGGUUAAAGAUAAAGAAGUAGUGCCUUUACUCAUUCUUCACGGAUGGCCAGGGUCGGUCAGGGAGUUUUAUGAAACCAUUCCUCAUCUCACUUCAGUUCACAAACAAAGGGACUUCGCAGUCGAGGUUGUCGCUCCUAGCUUGCCUGGUUUUGGAUUUUCUGACGCAGCAGUUCGACCAGGAUUGGGUGCUGUAGAAAUGGCAGUUGUGCUCAGGAAUCUUAUGCACAGGCUAGGUCACAACCGUUACUACAUCCAGGGGGGAGACUGGGGUGCAUACGUCGGACAGAGCAUUGCAACGAUAUUUCCCAAGGAAGUUCUUGGUUUCCACACUAACUUAGGACUUGCUAUAACACCUAAAGCUCUCGGUAUAACAUUCAUUAGUGCAAUUUAUCCCAGUGCUAUCGUGGAGUCGAUGCUAGCCGACCGCAUGUACCCGCUCAAAGACUAUUUAGCGUGGCUACUUUCUGAAACAGGCUAUUUACAUUUACAAGCCACCAAACCCGACACCCUUGGUAUAGCAAUGACUGAUUCUCCAAGCGGUCUUCUAGCGUACAUAUUGCAAAUCUUCUCAACGGGAACCAACAGUAAAUACAUCAGCAGACACGACGGAGGUCUAAAUCACUACCCUCGGACCCAUUUGAUAGACAAUUUAAUGUUCUACUGGAUUCCUAAUAGUAUCACGACAUCCUUCAGAAUCUACGCCGAGACGCUGAACAAAAGGAAUAUUGCUUCCCGUCUUGCUGAGACUCCAACUCCAGUGCCGACUUGGACAAUCCACGCUAAAAACGAAAUUAUGUAUCAGCCGCCAACAUUACUGAAGACGAAAUUCCCGAACCUAUUAAACUCUACAGUUCUGUUGAACGGUGGACAUUUUCUAGCCCUAGAAAAGCCUGAGAUCUUCGCUGAAGACGUUUUGAAAGCAGUAGCAUCGUUUAGGCAAUGGCAUUUGAACAAUAAGAAACAGACGCCGUAUUAGCGUUUAGAAAUAAAGUAUGUAGAAGAAAUUAGUGUCUA